Molecule: messenger RNA, 924 nt
Organism: Ruditapes philippinarum (Manila clam)
Lineage: Eukaryota; Metazoa; Mollusca; Bivalvia; Venerida; Veneridae
Exons: 2
Coding region: 75-869 (264 amino acids)
Molecular function (GO): protein binding
Source: RefSeq, a predicted model, not a curated record
UGUAAAAAAUGUAUAUAAACUAACAUCUAACAUUAUCAAAAUUUCAAUUGUACUGUUCCAUCUCUUUGGUCGUUAUGCUACGUUUAUUUAUAUUGAUGUCUGGCAUAUUAUUUGCUAAUGGCAGUUCUUUUGAAGAACGUUUGAAAAUUCUUGAAGUCGAGAUGGAUUUAUUGAAACAAGCAAAUAUAGAACUGAAACGGGAAAAUCUCGAAUUGAAUCAUGACAAUACAGAAUUGAAAAGCCGCGUAAAAGAACUGGAAGUUGACGUCUCGGGACUAAAGGGCGAGGAUAUGCAUAACAACCUGAGCUACGAAAGUCACAUAAAUGCAGCAAUGCAUGAAACCAUUGACAGCAUAAAUAAAAGUAGAAAAUUGGAAACAUCGGAUUGGCAUGACACGCCAAAUUUUCAAAACGAUCAAAAUCCGGACGCCAUUGCAAGUCUUUCUAAAAAGGAAAUAUUACAAUCAGGAAGGGUUGCGUUUCAUGUAUACCUUUCUUCGAGCAAAUGUUUCAACAAUUUUCAAGUUAUUGAAUACGACACUGAAGUUUUAGAUACUGGAAAUGGCUACAAUGAGCAUGACGGGAUAUAUAUUGUACCAGAAUCCGGAAUAUAUGUGUUUACUUGGACAUUCAUUGCUGAUUAUUCUGAAUAUGCUGUCAAUGAAAUCGUUAUUAAUGGGGCCGCAAAAGGAUGGACAAUUUCUGAUGGUUCUGGUCAUUGCAUUUUGCGUAGUCCCUCAUCUGGUCUUAUACUUGCCAGUGUGAACGCAGGGGAUCAUGUUUUUAUAAGACGUGUAACAGGACAUGGAUGUAUGGUUUACAGUAGUACAUUUGGGCAGCCGACAUUUUCCGGUUGGCAGCUUUCCUAAUGAAUUGAUGUUGUGAAUUGGUAACGCUAUCUUCGCAAUUAAAGAUAUUGUAGUU